AUGAACACCGACGGCAGCGCGGCACGGCUCCAGCCAGGCACGAGGGUCCAGGUGGGCAAGUAUGUCGUCCAGGUCGACCAGUUCCUCAGCGAAGGCGGAUUCGCCCAUGUCUACGUCGUCAGCCUGCUCGCCCCGGCCUCCGUCCCCGGAUUCCCGCCCGCCCAGAACAGAUUCGUCCUCAAGCGCAUGGCCGUCCCCGACAAGCCCGCACUCGGCGAGGUGCGCAGGGAGGUCGACGUCAUGAAGCAGCUCCGCCCACACAAACACAUCGUCUGCUUCAUCGAAGCCUCCGCCUCAUCCAUCCCACACACCCCCGCCUACGAGAUAUUCAUCCUCAUGGAAUGGUGUCCAGGCGGCGGAAUCAUCGACCUCCUCAACUCCCGUCUCCAGAACAGGCUCACAGAGUCAGAGAUCCUCAAGAUAUUCAGCGACACCGUCGCCGCAGUCGCCCACAUGCACAGCCAGAACCCCGUGCUCAUCCACAGAGACCUCAAGGUCGAAAACAUCCUCCUCGCAGCUCCCAACCUCUACAAGCUCUGCGACUUCGGAUCCACCACCACCCCGGCACCCCGGCCACCCCAGUCAUCCGCCGAAAUCAGAGCCCUCGAGGCCGAUCUCAACAAACACACCACCCUCCAGUACCGCGCACCAGAGAUGGUCGACGUCUGGAGUCGGAAGGGCGUCACGGAAAAAGCUGAUAUCUGGGCCCUCGGCGUCUUCCUCUACAAGCUCUGCUACUACACCACCCCCUUCGAAGCCAACGGGCCACUGGCCAUCGUCAACGUCCAGUACCAGAUCCCAUCCUAUCCGGCCUACAGCAACUCGAUCAAGUAUCUCAUCGGCACCAUGCUCCAGGAACUGCCCCAAUCUCGACCGGACAUCUGGGAGGUCCACGACCAUGUGUGCAGACUGCGUGGCGUGCCGCCCCAUCUCCGUCGUCCGAGCAGAAAACAGAGCCUUUCGCACAUCCCACCCCAGCUUUCAGUUCUCCCCGAACCAGCCACCAACACGCUCGACGCACCAGACGGCCUCGACUCGAUCUUCUCAGCCGCGCCCCCAUCGGCCGCCGUCUCGACCAAGGAGGCCGACGCCGUCGUCCCCAUGCGGAGGGGCAGGCCGGCGGUCAAGAGCAAGCCCGGGCUCAACAACGGGGAGCCGUUCUUCAACCCCGUCCACCAGCCGGCCCCGGCUGCGACCACCGGCUUCCCCGCCAAGAAACACUCGCCGCCCGAAGAGUCAGACUUGUUUGCACGCGAAGCUGCCGCCGGGUUCGGAGACGCCUUCCUCUCGUCGCCCUCGCCCCAGAUCACCGCCUUCAAGCCGGUCGCCGGCGCAGCACAGAGGCCUGCCCUCGGCGGAAACCCCUCCCCCAGCUUAUCUGGAUCCCGCUCCCACAUGUCGCUCAAGCCUUCUGCUGCUGCGCCUACGCCCAUGGUUCGGCGCGACUCGAAACCGGCCACAUCGUCGGCAGCCUUCGAAGACCUCGUCCCUCUGAUCAAGAAACCCACACCCAAAACGCUGAACGAGAUGCGCAGUGGGCUUGGCUUGGUUGCCUCCACCUCGACCGGCCCUUCGAUGGCCAGCGGGAAAAGCAAAGUGUCUGCUAAUUCAUUCACCAGCAAGCCCGGCUUGCUCCCACAGGAACCCACCAGCAUGUCGAUCAGCAGCGGCACACUCUCGCAGAAAACGGGGCCGCAGACCCUCCCCUCUUCUCGGAUCCACGAGCCCACAAGUGGCUACCGCAAGAUAAGCAUCACCCAGAGAACCGGCCCGGCUGUCAGCUCGAAGCCGUCCCUGUCUGAGUGGCUGAGGAAAGACCAGCCGGCACUGGUCAGUCGGUCUACUCAAACGUCCCCCAGCCUGAUCAGCCACUGGAUCAAUGAGCUUACAGAAGCCCGCGCUGUGAACGUUUUGAACUCCCCCCGAAAGUCGACCUCCGAUCAUCAGGCUGGUGGAGAAGCUCUGGCCCGGCGGCAACACCAGGCCUCGUCCGUCCUUCCCCAAAACAACGUGUCCCGGGGAGAUCAGCGGAACCCCCUGGAGAAAAGCCCAUCAUCGAGCGGGUCGUCCGACGAACAGCAGGCCCCCGAAGACGCCGCCGGCCGGUCGGUCUACCGAGGCCCCCCCGGGCCGCCGGCGCGCAAGCCGAGCUUGAAAGCCAGCUCCUGGGGAACCUCUCCCGGAGGAGACCCUGCGCAGAUAGGCGGCUCUUCUGCGACGGCCUCCGACGGGAAGACCGACGGGCUGGGACGCAAGCCCAGCUUGAAGCCUGCCUCGUGGGAAAACUCUGCCGCCGACCCCGCCCAGUCAGCCGGCCCAUCGUCCGCCUCCGGUGGGCACAUCAUCCCGACUCGUAAGCCCAGCUUGAAGUCCAGCUCGUGGGAAAACUCUGCGGGCGACCCCGCGCUGGCAGCCUCGGGUGGGCAGAUCAACCCGACUCGCAAGCCCAGCUUGAAGCCUAGCUCGUGGGAAAACUCUGUCGCCGAUCCCGUGCAGACAGGCGGCCCAUCGCCGGCGUCUGGCGGGAAGAUCAGCCUCGCCGCAGAGGCCCCGCAGACCAGCGGCGCCGGGCCGGCGUCCCCGCCUAGCUCGGCCGACGAGCUGUCGUCUUCGGAAGCGAUGACGGAGGAAGACGAGGAGGUGCGUCUACGGCGCCGGGCGGCGAUCGCGAAGUUCGCGCCCGCGGCUGCCGUCGGCCCGCCCGGCCCGUCGUCGGCAUCUUCAGACCGGGACCCGUUCUCGUCGCGCGCGGGGAGUCGACCGGUCGGCCCGGCCCCGGCCCCGGCCGAGAAGCCCGCAGCGGCACGCAGGACCGUCGGCCCGCCGCUCCGGGCGCCCAAGCCCCAGUCGCUGAAGUCUCAAGCCGCGAUCACCAGCCUGGUCUCCCGCUACGAGACCCUGGGGCUUUCGGCGCCCGGCGGGUCGGAGCUGGCCACGAGCGAGGCCAGUCUUCCGGCGCCGGCGGGCCGCCGGCUGUCGAGCUUCAAGCCCAACCCGUCCGCCGUGCCUCCGGCGGAGAAGGCCCCCCGUCUGGCGGCUGACAAGGACGCAGGAGCGGCCAAGACCAACCCCCCCAUCCCGCCCAGACACAUCCCCCUCAACGCCCUCGGCCCCGGCCUCCCCGCCACCCGGCCCCGCGACGUCUUCCCCGACGCCGCCGACGUCGAACCCAUCUUCACCUCCGUUAACGACCUCAAAUCCAAGUGGGAAUCCGGCGCCGUGCGCCCCGCCGCGCCCGCCGCCCGGCCUCCCAGGACCGAUUACGGCCAGACUUAG
This is a messenger RNA of Puccinia triticina, 3276 nucleotides long. RefSeq lists its product as uncharacterized. Gene Ontology annotation, biological process: actin filament organization; protein autophosphorylation; actin cortical patch assembly. Gene Ontology annotation, cellular component: cytoplasm. NCBI's taxonomy places the organism in Eukaryota, Fungi, Basidiomycota, Pucciniomycetes, Pucciniales, Pucciniaceae. The record is from RefSeq and is a predicted model, not a curated record. The transcript is spliced from 7 exons. Gene Ontology annotation, molecular function: protein serine/threonine kinase activity; ATP binding. The coding region runs from base 1 to 3276 and encodes 1091 amino acids.